UGCAGAGAAUACAGAGCAGGGGGGAGGGGAGGAGCUGUGUACUCAGCUGGAUGAGAUGAGGGGGGGUGGCUUAUUUUCUCAUGCAGACAGAGAGGAAGAAAAAAAAAAAGCUGUGACAUCUUGUCCACAACAGACUCAGAACUGUGGACAACAGUAAAAGAAAACCCUCUGAACUACAGAGCUUCCUGCCCAACAAACAGUGGGAUUUGAACCCUUGCUGUUGGCUGUCCGUGCAUGGUGGGAGUUGAAGUUUUGCCACAUCUGGAAGGCCAAAGUUUGAGAUCACUGCUUUAGAUCAUCACUUCUCGUAUCAUUUCAGUUAUAUGUGGAGGUGACAUAGACUCGGGGAUAAUAGACGUUUCUCCUACUUAACCUCUUAAUAUUAGAAGAGAAAGAACAUUUUGGAGAUUUAGUGGAGGUGACGUGUGAUCCAACAUGUGGCUUCUCUUGGUUCCCGUGUUUCUAGCAAUCUUCGGCUCAUCGCUGACAUCCGCAUCAGAACCCCAUUAUGUGAUCACAGUUCCUGCACACUUAGAGGAGGGAACAGAAGGGAAAGCUUGCGUGGCCUUUCUUGAUCUGAAGGGGGAGACUGACAUUAAAAUAAAGCUGAAGCAUGAGGAACAAGUUCACAUUAUAGCUGAACAUAAAGUUACCAAACAUGAUCAUUCUGAGUGCUAUGCCUUCCAGGUCCCAAAAAUAAAAGAUGAUCAUUUAAUCUGGAACUUACAUUUAUCUGCACGUGGAGAAAACAUCAAUGUGGAUGAAAGCAAGAAAGUGGCUAUAAUCAAAAGAGAGGAUGAGUGUGUCAUUCAUACUGAUAAGUCCACUUACAAGCCGGGUGAUACAGUGAAAUUUCAGGUGAUAUCUGUAAAUUCAGAUUUUCAACCCAUAAGUAAAGAGCAUCCUUUGCUUGAAAUAAUAGACCCAAAUACAAACCGCAUAGCACAAUGGCUGAAUGUGUCUACAAAACAAGGAUUUGCAGAUUUCAGCUUCCAUCUGGACAAGCAAUUAGCUCAUGGAAAUUACAAAAUUAUCAUACCUCCUGGCUGUGUAAAAUACUUUAAAGUUGAUAAAUAUGUGCCAAAGAGGUUUGAGCUCAAUCUCAAUAUCCCAUCGGAAGUAUCCAUGACAGAUAAAUCCUUUCAACUUAAAGCUUGUGGCAGUUACACUUAUGGAAAGCCAGUAGAAGGCGUCAUUGAUCUUUCAGUGUGUGCUGAAGUAUGCAAGUAUAGAUGGUACUGCAAAUCUCAUUCCUCCAGUGUAAAAAAAACAGCUAAGAAAAAUUGCAUAGACAUUAAGCAAGAGAAGACUGACGAUAAAGGAUGUGUCUCCAGAGAUAUUCAGCUUGGACAUUUUAAUUUGUCAACCACAGAACAACAUUUUUUUAGGAUUAACUCUAAACUGACAGAAGACGGCACAGGUCAUAGUGAGGAAACAUCAGCUCAUUUAUACUCCACCUCUGCAAAGAAAAUUGUUCAAUUUGAGGAGAGUAAAAGAUUUUACGAUAAAGGAUUCCCAUAUCAUGGCAAGGUUAAAGUCAGUAAUGAGAAGAACCAACCCUUGGUUAAUGAAGUUGUAAGAUUAUAUAUAAUAAAAAAUGACGACUAUUCUAAUGCCACACAUAUAAAUCUGGUGACUGAUUCAGAGGGAAUUGCACAUUUUACACUCAAAACAUCUGGAUGGCCAGAUGUUCUAAUGUUAAAGGUGCGCCUCUUACUUGAUGAUCAUGAAGAUGAUGAUGAUAAUAUAUGGGAUCACGUAGACAGUUCUUCUCAAGAUUCGCUCUGGCUUUUACUCUUUUAUUCUAAAAGUGAAAGCUUACUGUCUAUUCAAGAGCAUCCAAGCGAUGUAUCAUGUCAUUCUGAGCAGUCAGUGAUGGUCGAAUAUGACAUCCAUAAGAAGAUCCUUCAUUCUGACACUGAUCAGCUCCACUUUUUCUACAUUCUUUUAUCCAAAAGUGGAAUCUUCUCUUACAAGGAACAUACAGUAGAUGUUAAGGAUCAGGCAAAAAGCCCAAAUCUGCAGGGUUCAUUCCCUCUAAAUUUCCAUGUGGAGGAAGGUUUCUUUCCUAGAUUCGGUCUUCUUGUUUUCUCUGUUCUGCCCAAUGGAGAGACAAUUGCAAGAGCCAAAAAUUACAUUGUUUCCCCAUGUGGAAAAAGCAAGGUGAAACUUAGCUUCUCUAAAGAACAAGUCCGACCUGGGGAAAAUGUGAACCUUGAAGUUACAGCAGAAGCCGGGUCCUUGUGCUCCGUGCGCUCUGUAGAUAAAGGAUACCUGCUCAAAAACCCUCAUUCUGAUAAUAAUCUGAUAUCAGAUGUGAUAGAAAAAUUGAGGAACUCUGUUUAUAAAGAUGAACACACUGACCUGAUAAUGGACUCUGAUGACGACCGGUGCCCUAAGAAUACCUCACCUAUAACCGAGAACAACUAUGAUGUUUAUAAGUUAUUUCUGACACACAGUCUACAGAUUCUUACUAACACUGAGAUAAAGGAACCAGUUAAAUGUGUCCCACGUGCCUUGACCACUCGCUCUGCUGUCGAAAAGAAAAAAACUAAACAUAUAGACACAGAUAAGAAGGCCGAGAAGCAAUUUACACAAAGUUACUUUUCAGACACCUGGCUGUAUGAGUUAGUUCCUGUGGGCUCAGAAGGACACACUGUACUAAAUCGAACAACUCCAAACACUAUCACCAAGUGGGUGACUGAUGCCUUCUGCUUGGGCUCGUCUGGUUUUGCCAGUGUCAAGGAUGUUGAGCUCACCACAUUCCAACCUUACUUCAUUGACUUGAUUGCACCCUACUCUGUGGUACAAGGAAAGACAUUUACCAUACAAGCUGUGGUCUUCAGCUAUGUUAAGAAAUGUAUUCUGAUUGUGGUGUCGUUGUCCGAUUCAGAGAAUCUUGUUAUAGCCAGCAAAAAGGAGCAGGCCAGAUGUGUCUGUGAGGGGCUUUCACACACAUUCUCCUGGGAUGUUUCAGCCUUAAAACCAAAAACACUAAAGAUUCACAUUGACAGUGAAUCCAUAGAAGUGGAAGGAAAGUGUACCCAAGAUGUUCUUCUGGUAGGAAAAGAUCGCAUAAAAGACUCUGUGGAGAAAACCAUUGUAGUCAAGGUAUAGCAGAGCCUAUGGUUAUAAACAUUACUCACGACCAUCAAUAAAAACAUCACUUUGG
This is a messenger RNA of Hyla sarda, 3172 nucleotides long. RefSeq names its product alpha-2-macroglobulin-like protein 1. NCBI's taxonomy places the organism in Eukaryota, Metazoa, Chordata, Amphibia, Anura, Hylidae. The record is from RefSeq and is a predicted model, not a curated record. Gene Ontology annotation, molecular function: endopeptidase inhibitor activity. The transcript is spliced from 24 exons. The coding region runs from base 436 to 3117 and encodes 893 amino acids.